AAACACAAUGUCGCACCCGGAAGCUCUUGAAAAAAUCUUCCAAAAAUUGGAGCAAGAGUCUGAACGCCGUGCGGCACUCGCCCACUCGGCUCAAGAAUCCCAGGCGCACCAACUCCAACAUCAGACAUCCUUCUCCCACGUCAACUACGACGCAAACCAGCCGUCUGGUACGACGAACAACGCCCGUGUUCGCUCGACCACCCUCACCUCGUCACUUUCCUCACCGCCGUCAUCUGAACGCCUUCGUUCUCUCUCUUCCCGCGAGCGAUUACGUGCCGCCCCUUCUUCCGAGCGUUUACGCGCUCCAGCUUCUGCCGAACGUUUACGGGCAGUACCAUCGGUUGAACGUAUGAACUCCACGUCGGCUACGGAGAAGGUCGACUCGACAAUGAGCUCGCCAACGAGCUUGAGCCCUGCUUUGACCCCCGCAAGUCCCAGGUCGGAGGUACAGUCUCUCACAUUCAGCCCCACUAGUCCUGCGGCCGUUCCGGCUUCGAACGAAAACCCCCAGCGCACGUAUGGGAGGGACAGGGAAAGGCGAAGGGGGAGCAUCUCCAUAACUCGGUUCGGACAGCCCGACGACCAGGGAGCAUCUGCGUUCAGCACGACGGACCCAAAUGCUCCUUCUGGAGUCGCCUCCGUCAACGGUAACGGCAAUACCGCGAACGGGACUGGACCCGCCGUCGGCUUCGCAUCAAUAUAUCCGUCUAAUAACCGUGCCCGAACCCAGAGCACAGAUACCGUCUCCUCUCUCGGCUCUAACACUUCCCUCACACACCGUCUCGAAUCCGACCACAUCACCCAAAUUCAAACUAUCGCUCCACGUGCUUCCAUCUCUCGCAGCGUCGGCGAAAUCAUCGCACGUAAACUCUCCCGCUCACGGUCCAAGGCCUCCCUCAUUGGCGGCGGCGGGCUGGACGGAAACGUCGUGAUCGGCGUGGUAGUGGAAGAAAAGACUUCUUCUGCUUCGUUGGAGGUCGGGCUCGACCUUGAUCACGGCCUUCCGACGUCUCCUGUCAGCCCCACCGCACCCAGCCACCAUAGUAAUGGGAACGGCAGUGGCGCGGGAGUAGAAGGGCAGGCGGCGUAUGUGCGGCCAGAGAGCAGGGCGGCCGUCGUAGCCCUCCACACUCUCAACGCACCUCCAGCCGGCAAGAAUACCAGGGGAAUGAACCUGAUGGGUAGUGGGGGCCUAGGAGACAAGUUGAAGAAAAGGGCGACAGUCCGGGAAGGCAAGAUUUUGAAGAAGGAGACGUCGAGAUUCGCCAUGCGGAGAAGUAAGAGCAGUGAUCGGGUGGUUGAUGAGAGCAGCGUUCCCUCCGUCACUGUCAGGCAUGCGGUGAAUGGGGACGAUGAAGCGACUAUUCCUGAUAACGAGAACGCGGAAGAGAACGACGAUCUGGGCACUGGAUGGGUGGGGAAGGCGAAGGACCUGGGGAAGAAGUGGAAAAGGAGGAGCACCGUUCUCUUCGGUGGAAAUACCGCUACCUCAACGCCGCCCACACCGACUUCGAUUGCUAUCCCCGUCUCUGCGCCACCAUCCGUAGCCGUGUCUGCUGCCUCUCCGCCAUCGUAAAACUUGCCCUGGACUGUGCACCUGCUUCUAGGAUUCCUUCUCUCCGUCAUCAUCUUGGGUCAGGCUUCUUGUUUCUUGUGUUUUUCCCGCUUCUGUUUUCUGCUUUCUAUCACUGCCUCUGUUUCGCCCGUGUUUCGAUAUUUUGUUCCUUGUUGCCUUCGGUUUGCUUGGUGUGUAUAGUUAUUCACUUUGUGUGUGCUUGUUUGGAUUUGGCCGUUGGUCCCCAUUUCGGGCUUCGUUGCGUUCGUCUAUCUCUAUCCGUUAGAUUAUCUUUUGUUUCUGCUCUCUUGUCCGUUCCUGCGCUUCUUCCGUCUUCCAUUUUCUAUUUCCUCUCAUCUCUCAAUCUCUCGUUCAUCUCCCACUCCAGUCUCUCUGCUUGCUCAUUGCCAAUGUAGCAUCAAUCGUCGUUCGUUCAACCACACUCAUUCCUCUCUCUAUUCACUAUCUCUCACUCGUCUAUUUCUUUCUCUUUCCGCUGUCGUCACUUCACUUCCCAUCUUGCUUCAUUCUUCAUUCUUCGAUCUUGAGACCGUACAUCCUGCAUCGUUCCCCUCCAUCUCCAUCUCCUCAUCCACCCAUCUUCCCCCCACUCACCUCUUGCCCCUUA
Molecule: messenger RNA, 2183 nt
Organism: Stereum hirsutum FP-91666 SS1
Lineage: Eukaryota; Fungi; Basidiomycota; Agaricomycetes; Russulales; Stereaceae
Exons: 4
Coding region: 8-1576 (522 amino acids)
Source: RefSeq, a predicted model, not a curated record